AUGAGUCAAACUGAAACAGUUGUUGGGGUUUAUGUCUGGGUCAGACCUUGGUUUAUUUUUCAACUGUAUAUUUUCAAGAGGAGGAGGAGGAAAAGUCUUGAUUCAUCAACCCCUGUUGAUCAAGUUCCUGCUGAUAUGCUGUGGUCUAUCUUCAAUAGGCUCGAUGUCAUUGAUAUUAUUCGAGCGAAACUUGUUUGUUCCUCUUGGAACUCUCUUGGAGAAGACCUUGUCCCAAGGACGCCCUGGCUUAUGCUUCCUUCAAAAGAAGAAGUAGAAGGAAGAUAUGAUGCUGAUAACAAUGCCUACAGUGGCUUCUUGAAACUUGGGGAGAGUCAGGUUUGUAGCCCGAAAAAGAUACCAAAGGAAUUCAGGCAAGUGAAAAUCCGACUUCCUUCAUUAUAUGCUACGCUCGGUUUACAAAGAGUGGAAAGAAAGGCGGAUGGUGUAUCUGACAUCGCAUAUUUUGAUGAUUCUGAGGAUUAUUUUAGGCUAAUAACUUGUCAACAUAAAAAGCAACACCUACGAGAAUAUUUCAUACAGAAAGCAAUCUUGACAGGAGAACCCAAUUGCAACAAUAAAAAGUGUGGUGUGAUCCUGUUGUGCAAUCAUGAAAAGAUUGGAUAUCAUGAAAGUGAAGACAGAUGCUGGACUGAAGGACCUGACGCUAGGCAUCCGCCCUACCAAGAUAUCAUACGCCAUGAAAAUCAUCUCUUAGCAUUGGGAAAUGGGAAUAAUAUUGAAAUAUGGAAUUUUCAAGGCGGUUUUAUGAGGAAAAUUAGAUAUAUUGUUCCUCCUUUCCCAGGGAAGUCACUCACCAAAAGAAACUCCUUGGGAGAUCUUUGUACUAGCAGGUUAUACUUGGUCGAAUCAUGUGGGGAUAUCCUGUUAGUUGUGAGGUUUAUUGGCGAGUUUGUGGAAUCGGAUGGGACACUGAUUAGUGAAGAAGAUGCUUUAUAUGGUAUCGGCAUACAGCCUAAGGUUUGUCCCUAG
This is a messenger RNA of Theobroma umbraticum, 990 nucleotides long. Its product is annotated as F-box protein SKIP23. Lineage: Eukaryota; Viridiplantae; Streptophyta; Magnoliopsida; Malvales; Malvaceae. The record is from RefSeq and is a predicted model, not a curated record. Gene Ontology annotation, molecular function: protein binding.